GGGUGUUAUACUGAAAUUCCACAAACGUUCAUACAAAUGCAUUCUAUUCCUAGAUACCGGCGGGCAAGAUUCGAAAAGAACGAUGUUAAUCGUCAGUGGAGAUUCGAAAAUCAUCAACAGCGCUCUUUUUCGUGGGGGGCCAUUGCAUUCACAUCCACAAAUCAUCUCUCAUCACCCCAACAUCCUCCGCCAUGUACAGAGCGAGUUCCACCUCAGCCCUCACACGAGUGGCUGCGUCUCGCGUCGCCCUCCGCCAGCCUGCCCUCGCUGCCCGACAGUCUAGAAACCUCACGCGGCCCAGCAUCACCGCCGAGGACAAGAAUUUGGUGCCCAUACGAACAAAUCUUAAAGGCUCUGCCUUGCUGAAUACUCCUCGUCUCAACAAGGGUGCCGGUUUCACUCGUGAAGAACGUCAAAUUUUCGGCCUUGAAGGGUUCCUGCCCUACGAUGUGCACUCUCUCGAAAAGCAGGCUCUGAGAGCGUACAACCAGUUGUGCAAGCAACCCUCCGUUAUCCUCAAGCACGCUUUCCUCGCUUCCCUGCGAGACCAAAAUCAAGUCUUGUUCUACAAGCUAAUGCAAGAUCGACUCAAGGAGCUUCUGGGUGUCCUUUAUACCCCCGGUGCUGCCGAGGCCGUUGCCGGUUACUCUUCCCUUUUCAGAAGACCUGUCGGUUGUUACAUUUCUUUCCCCAACCAAGAUGGUAUGCGCGCCCAGCUCCAAGGCCAUCUCUCCGAUAUCAACCGUACCGCCGACGUCGCCUACGACUCCCAAAACCCCAACGACGCCAUCGACCUUGUCGUCGUGACCGACUCUGAGGCCAUCCUCGGUAUCGGAGACCAAGGUGUCGGCGGUAUCACCAUCUCCACCUCCAAAGCCGCGCUCUACACCCUUGGUGCUGGUAUCAACCCCAACCGAAUCCUCCCCGUCGUGCUCGACUGCGGUACCGACAACCACGCGCUCUUUUCGGAUUCGCUCUACAUGGGCUGGAAGAGGACGAGGAUUAGGGGAAAGAACUAUGACAGGUACAUUGACAGGUUCAUUGCCAACUGCCGAGAGUUGUUCCCCAACGCCAUCAUCCACUUUGAGGACUUUGGUAUGGCGAACGCGUACAGGUUGAUGGAAAAGUACAAGGACAUUCCUAUGUUUAACGAUGACAUCCAGGGUACUGGUGCUGUCGCUCUUGCGGCUUUGCUUUCCGCGAUCAAGGUCAGCGGUUCUAGCCUCGCCGACCAACGUAUUGUCAUCUAUGGUGCCGGCUCUGCCGGUAUGGGUAUCGCCGACCAGAUCAAGGACGGUCUUCAAAUCCUCGAUGGUCUCUCCCCCUCUGAAGCCGCCAAGCGAUUCUGGUGUGUCGACCGACACGGUCUCCUCGUCCAAUCCCAAGGCAACGCCCUCCGACACUCCCAGCUCCCCUACGCCAGGCCCGAUGCCGAGGUGCAACAUUGGUCCAAGGAGGAUGAGGACAGGGAAGGUUACUGGUUGAUGGAUGUGAUCAAGAAUGUCAAGCCGACGGUGCUUAUUGGCACGUCGACGCAUUCCAGGGCGUUUAACGAGGAGUUGAUUAGGGAGAUGGGCAAGCACGUUGAGAGGCCUAUCAUUUUCCCCAUGUCCAACCCUACUGCUUUGUGUGAGGUCGACCCCGCCGAUGCUCUCGCCUGGACCGAGGGCCGCGCCCUCGUCGCCACCGGUUCCCCCUUCCCCCCUGUUCCUCUCGCCGACGGCAAAGAGUACGUUGUCGCCCAGACCAACAACGCCCUCAUCUACCCCGCCCUCGGUCUCGGUGCCAUCCUCUCCCGCUCCAAGACCAUCUCCAACUCCAUGCUCAUGGCCGGUGUCAACUCGCUCGCCUCGCUCUCCCCCGCGCUCUCAAAUCCCGAGGCGUCGCUCUUGCCGGAUUUGGCGGAUGUGCGAAAGGUGUCGGUGGACGUUGCGGCCGCGGUGGUCAGGCAGGCUGUGGAGGAUGGCAAUGCGUAUGACGAAAUCACCAUCAAGUAUGCCACAGGGAAGGGUGAAUCGUCGCUUGAGGAUUACAUCAGGAGCAGGAUGUGGGACGCUGUCUACCGACCGCUCGAGUUGGUUGAUUAGGAGGUGAUGCGAGUGCAGGGAGAGGAGCAUGGACUUGUUGCUUGUUCUCUUUUUUUGGUGUCUACAUUACAUAGAGUGUCUUGCGUUUUCUGCGGGCGCAUUAGAAUGUGCAAAUGCAUCAUCAUUUGUUG
Messenger RNA from Cryptococcus amylolentus CBS 6039, 2218 nucleotides. RefSeq lists its product as hypothetical. The transcript has 10 exons. The record is from RefSeq and is a predicted model, not a curated record. NCBI's taxonomy places the organism in Eukaryota, Fungi, Basidiomycota, Tremellomycetes, Tremellales, Cryptococcaceae. Gene Ontology annotation, biological process: malate metabolic process; pyruvate metabolic process. Bases 192 to 2087 code for a protein of 631 amino acids. Gene Ontology annotation, cellular component: mitochondrion. Gene Ontology annotation, molecular function: malate dehydrogenase (decarboxylating) (NAD+) activity; NAD binding.